This is a messenger RNA of Poecile atricapillus (Black-capped chickadee), 3880 nucleotides long. RefSeq names its product eva-1 homolog A, regulator of programmed cell death (gene EVA1A). Bases 74 to 1519 code for a protein of 481 amino acids. Gene Ontology annotation, molecular function: carbohydrate binding. The record is from RefSeq and is a predicted model, not a curated record. The transcript is spliced from 8 exons. Lineage: Eukaryota; Metazoa; Chordata; Aves; Passeriformes; Paridae.
GAGGAGUGCUGGGCAGGGGCAGAAACCGCUUUCCUUUCCUCUGGAAGAAAGCAAGCCGUGAGGACACCUAAGGAUGUGCUGCCCAGAUGUGUUUCCCACCUCUGCCUUCCUCCUAGGACUCAUGUGCUUGACAGCUUUUAGCAACUUUGCCAAGACUUCUGCGGAUUUCUCAGGUUACUUAUCACAGGUACUAAAGAAUUACACUGACCAUGCAUGUGAUGGAGAAUAUGUGUCCCUGAGAUGUCCCCACAGAACCACCAUCAGCAUCCAGUCUUCUUUUUAUGGACGAAUUGUACCAAGUCAUCAGCUGUGUCCUUCUCGCUAUCCCCACUCCUAUGCAACUUUAAUUAAAGAAGAUGUUGCCUGUUCAGUUGGCACUUCUCUUCAGAAGAUGCUGGAUGAGUGCCAGGACAGGCGGAGCUGCCAGUUCCUCGUCAACAGCCGGCUGUUUGGGACGGAUCCGUGCCCCGGGACCGGCAAGUACCUCCUCGUGUGGUACAAGUGCAGGCCAAAUGAAUACAAGAGUAAAGUAGCCUGUGAAGAUGACAAGCUGAGGCUGAGCUGUAAGAAGAGCAUGGUGAUAGCCAUUUACUCUGCUAUCUUUGGGAGGACACAAGGAGGCAGCCUGGAGUGCCCAUACCAAAACCUAGGGAUGCCCAUGAUUGAAUGUCAGUCAGCUACUGCUCUCCAGCUCAUGAUCAAGCGCUGUCAUGGGAAAAGAAGCUGCAGCAUAUAUGCCAGCACCUAUGAGUUUGGAGAUCCUUGUUACCCAGGCAUCCAAAAGCAUCUUAAUGUCAUCUACACCUGUGUUCCCAAGAAGCUUCUGCAUGAAACUCAGGCAAGACCAACCAAUCAACAAGGGUACCAGAAGCCACAUUUUCCACUGCAGCCAAGAGUGUUUGACCCCAAUGUUAUAGGGGACGGCGUGUUCCUUUCGGAUGUCUCUCCUUCCAACAUAGAGCGAACUCUCCCAGCAGAGAAGAAGAAAGGGAGGUCAGCCACCUUCUACCCUGUAGACAACACCCCCCUCCUGCUCCCUGUGGAUGAGACACAACCGCCGGCGCUCAGCAGCAGCAUGGAGCCCGUGGGCGUCGGCACGGAGAUGGCCCUGCUCAGCAACAUCCUGGCAGCCUAUGCCUUCAUCACAGAAAACCCCGAGCGGGCUGCCCUGUAUUUCGUGUCCGGAGUGUGCAUUGGACUCGUGCUGACCCUGCUGGCCCUGGUGCUCAGGGUGUCCUGCCGGACGGACUGCAAGCGCUCCUCCUCCAAAAAACCUCCUCGGGAGCGGGAGAGCGACAGCGACAGCAGCGACAGCGACGACGACUCGGACACCACGUCGGACCUGUCUGCCCGCAGGCACCGCAGGUUCGAGAGGACUUUGAACAUGAACGUGUUCACCUCUGCGGAGGAGCUGGAGCGGGCACAGCGGCUGGAGGAGCGGGAGCGCAUCAUCCGCGAGAUCUGGAUGAACGGGCAGCCCGACAUCCCGGGCACCAGGAGCCUCAAUCGCUACUACUGAGCCCUGGGGACCCCGGCACCCUGCCCUGCUCCCCGGGGCUGAGGAGAACGAUACGACGUGGGUGUCUCCCCUUUUCCUGCCAGGUGUGCCGCCUGGAGCCGUGAGGAUGGACAGCGAUGAUGUUUUCCCCAUCUCUCGUUCCCUGACAUUGAUAUCACCGCUCUUCCCGGACACUUUCUGGUUUCAAAGAAGGGAUUGCCGAGUUCAUUCCUGAGGAGCAGGCGGGGAGGAGACAAUGGCAGUUCCCAUGUGGGGUUUGGCACUGGGCACACCGUGCUCCUUUCUUGGCUGGAGAGGGAGGCUGUCCAGGAUUUGGUCUCCAUUUAGGAUUUUUUGGUUUCCCUUUCCUGAGGACUGUGGGAGAAUUGUGAACAAAAUGACAACUCUGGAAAGAUGAUUUGGGGAGGGAGGGGGAGGUGCAUCCUGACCAAUUGUCUUGUGACUUCAGAAGCCAUGAGAUUAACCUAAUUAAAACCCAACAGCAAAUAGGACUUGUUAAGAACUGGGGGAUGGGAGGGAGGGGGAUUCUUCCAUCGUGAAAUCAUCUCGGUGCUUGGAUGUUUGCCAUAGUGUAUUCAGUUAUUUAUGGCUGUCUUUUCAUCUUCCUUUUCAAUGGGAACAUUUAGUUUUUUUACUGACACCUCAGGGAUAAAAUCCUAUUAUUUUUUUUGAGUCUGCUCUCCCUGCUGGCCCCUAUCAAACACAACCCAGCCCAUCUCCAACAGUGAAAUUCUGGUAAUAGAAGAGAUGUGUCAGUGACUAGUGAGAAGUUAACAACCUCAAAGAGGUUGAAAAAGGUUUUCUUUUUGUUUUAAAUAUAUAUAUAUAUAUAUAUUUGAAGAUGCUGCACAGGAAUGUGCCUUAUUCUUUUUUUUUUUUCUUUUUUUUUGUUGUUGUUGAACUACAGUUUUCCUAUGGAUAGCAAUGCACAAUGUUUUAUAUAUUUUAUUAAAAAAAUAAAAUUAUAAAAAAGUCUGUGUUUACCAGAGGAAAACCAACACAGAAGAAGCCAUGUCUGACAACAAAAUGGGUACUAAAUGCUAAAUAAACUCUGGUUUUGCUUCAAUAUGAUUCAAUUUGCAUCCUCACUUUUGGCAUAUGUGUUGCUUGAGGGAGAUCUUUGGAAGAGUAGCACACCUCUACAAGCAAUCAAGGCAUGUUUUCUGCAUGCAGGAAACUGGCAGCACCUUUUUUUUGGCUGCAGCCCAUCUAUCAGGUUCUGUGGUGCUCAUGGGCAGGAGAGCUGAGCAAUGGGUUGGUUACUCAAGGGGCCACCUCAAAGUGAUUUCAUGAUGCUGUGAGUCUGUCUGCCAUACUCACCAUCAUACCCGGGCCAAAGCAAAUGUUAAAUGAACUAAAAAAAUAAUAAAAAAAAAAACCUAUGGAAGAAACAAUGCCAUGUUUUAAUGCUUCUUCGGGUGUCCCCUGGAGUUUUCAAUGGGAUAUCAGCACCCUCUUCACUCCCCAGGCAGCAGUUCACAUCACCUCACUUGAAGAACUCGGUGUUUCUCACAUCUGCACAGCACUGCUGUAGCCUGCAUGGCUUUGGGGUCUGCUCCUGUCGUUUAGGCAUGGAAAUGUUACUGCCAAAAUCUUAAGGGUUUGCAAGGAAAACAAAGAUCAGAAGCUCUGACUACCCAGAGUUUUUCCCAAGUUUUAAGGAGAGAUGGAAAUGGGUGGACCUGCCCACAAGAUGACUGAGGAUGUUAUAAGGGAUCAUGUGCUGUGCCAUACAGCUGCAUGGUGGGACAGACCCCUGGCACUUGGGACCUUCUUGGCACUCCUUGGGAUCACUGGGGCUUUUCCCUGGGUGAGGAAAGCUGCACUGCAAGUGCCCACAAAUACUUCCCAUGGCUCUUGCAGGGUGAGAGCAAAGCUGAGUGCCUGCAGCUGGUGGCGCUGGCAAUGUCUGAGGUCAGGCUGGCUGGUGAGAGGUGGCUUCUCCUGGGAAGGCAGUUUGAGCACUGUGGAGUGAUUCUGGCUCUGGUCCUGUGAAGAUUUGAAUGGAAAAGCUCAAUAUUGAACUGGAAUGUAAUUUUUGCAUCUAAUACAUAGAAAUAAAGCAGGAGGCAGGUCCCAAGCCCUGAUGCAUUGCCAGGUGCUUUAGCUGGAAUGUUGAGCACACUCUGCUGAGGGUGUUGAGGAGCAAAGACAGGGUGAGGUCAGUGGGGUCAGUUCUGUUGGCCAUGUGUUUUCCCCUACAAUGAUACAAUCCCUCAACCUUGGUGAAUAAAGGACAACAUGUUUUCAGAUUUAGAAUGCUGUGCCCUGGGAGAUAGCUUGCAAAACUGAUUUUGAAAAUGUUAUAUAUGAAUGGAUUUAUGUGCAUGAUUUUCCCAAAUGACUUUUUUUUUGACCAGA